AGGUCUUAUUUUGAUAGGUCUUACCGGAAGUGUCCUCACACUCGGUGUCUAACCUGACAGAACUGUAACUGAUGGAUAACUGAUGGAUGUUGCGUUAAAUGGAUGAUUUUACCUUUACCUGUGUGUCGUGUUAAAGCCGAGAUGGUGCGGUUAUCGGUGAUUGUGGAAAUGAUCUUCUCAACAGUCUGAACCCGAAGAGAAACAACAGUCAGCCAGUGUAGGGCUGCAGAUGGAGAAUGGAGACCUGGGUCACAUGAUGGGGGAGCCAGUGACUCUGAAUGUAGGCGGCUGCGAGUACAGCACGUCUCUGUCCACGCUGCAGCGCUACCCUGAAUCCAUGCUGGGAGCCAUGUUUGGAGGAGACCUCCCCACCGUCAGGGACGCACACGGAAACUACUUCAUCGACCGCGAUGGCCCGCUGUUUCGCUACAUCCUCAACUUCCUGCGGACGUCAGAGUUGACGCUGCCAUGCGACUUCAAGGAGACACAACUUCUCAGGAAGGAGGCUGACUUCUAUCAGAUCGAGCCCCUGAUCCAGUGCCUGGGAGACCCCAAACCCCUGCUGCCCUACCCCACCGACACCUACGAGGAGGUGGUGGAGCUGUCCAGCACCAGGAAGCUGUCCAAGUACUCCAACCCAGUCGCAGUCAUCAUCACCCAGCUCACCAUCACCACCAAGGUCCAUGCAAUGUUGGAGUCCAUCUCGUGCAGUUUCACAAAGUGGAACAAACACAUGAUGGACACGAGAGACUUCCAGGUGUCCUUCACCUUCGGACCAUGUGACCACCAACAGGAAGUCAGCCUACGUGUCCACUUGCUGGACUUCAUCUCCAAAGCUGGUUUCAUAAUACGCAACACGCGUGUUCACCACAUGAGCGAACGGGCCAAUGAGAACACAGUAGAACAUCACUGGACGUUCUGCCGACGAGUUCGCAAAUUCGCCUACUGAAGAACUAAUGGGACUCACUGUCUGCAGACAGACAGAUGGACAGAGAGAGACUUGGUGGUGGCCUUUGUUAUUAUGUGAUAAUGUUUUGUAUGACAUGUGUUGUUUUAAAAAAAGUUAAAGUUUAUUCUUCAAACAGAGGUGAACCUGAGCUGGCCCUGCAUCUGUCCGCACUUUCUAAAUGAGGGUAUCACAGCUGGGAUGAUCACACCCCCCCUGUGGCCAGGCUGUUCAGGUACAUGUAUGUCCACAUACUUUUGGCAACAUAGUAUAUGAUAUCAGCAGUAUCACAAAUCUGUUGUAUAUCUAUGACUAGGAAUUGAAAAUAAAACAAUUUGGAAAAUUGGA
Molecule: messenger RNA, 1294 nt
Organism: Cottoperca gobio
Lineage: Eukaryota; Metazoa; Chordata; Actinopteri; Perciformes; Bovichtidae
Gene: kctd6a
Product: potassium channel tetramerization domain containing 6a
Exons: 6
Coding region: 230-949 (239 amino acids)
Biological process (GO): protein homooligomerization
Molecular function (GO): protein binding
Source: RefSeq, a predicted model, not a curated record